UUCUUAUCUGCAGCAAAUCAAAGUGAGACUCGAAAGGGUGACGAUGAAUAUGAGAACAAGAUAUUUUCUGGUUUGUCUAGCUCUCGUAAUUAUCGCUCAAGCUCAAGAUCAAUCAGGUUUCAUAAGCAUAGAUUGUGGACUACCAGCAAAUUCGAGCUACAAAGAAUCAACCACCAAUAUCACUUACAUUUCAGAUGCAGCAUACAUAAACAGUGGUGUAAACAAGAGCAUAGACUUGAACAAAAGUAGCUAUGAAGAACAGCUAUCGUCCGUUAGAAGCUUUCCAGAAGGCAUCAGGAACUGUUACAACAUAAGCGAUGUUGUUAGCGACACCAAAUAUUUAAUUCGAGCAAGCUUCUUGUAUGGUAACUACGACGGGUUAAGAUACUUACCAAACUUUGAUCUCUACUUUGGAGAUAGCAUGUGGACCACAGUGAAUAUAACGACAGAAGCAAUCAAAUUCGACUACGAUAUCAUACAUAUUCCAUCAGCAAAUAGUGUACAAAUCUGUCUAAUUAAUACAGGAGCUGGAAUACCUUUCAUCUCUGCAUUGGAAUUUAGACCCUUGCCAAAUCUUAUUUACCCAGUUGAAUCUGGAUCCUUGUCACUGUUUACUCGACUGGAUAUGGGUUCAUCAUCGAACAUAUUAUACAGGUUCCCUUAUGAUGUUUUCGAUCGGAUUUGGACACCUUAUAAUAAUGAUGAAGAUUUCAAUCGAUUAAAUACCACUCUUACUGUAGAUGCCGAUAAUCACACAGAGUACCAACCAGCAGCCAUUGUCAUGGAAACUGCCUUUGUCCCCAAAAAUGCGAGUAGAUCUUUUUCUCUUUCGUGGGAGCCAGCUGAUAAAAAUACCCAAUAUUAUAUGUAUCUUCACUUUGCUGAGGUGGUAAAGCUUCAACGAAAUCAAUUUAGAGGCUUCAACAUCAGUUAUAAUGGAGAAUAUUGGAAGGGGCCUGUUAUUCCAGAUUACUUGCACACAAGCAGCAUUUAUAGCACCAACCCAUUAGGAUUCCCAGAAAAUGAACACAACUUUACAUUUUCUCGAAUUGAAAAUUCAACACUUCCUCCAAUCCUCAAUGCUGUAGAAAUAUAUUUCAAAAUUAACAUCUCAGAAUUAGAAUCAGAUCAAGGAGAUGUGGAUGCAAUCAGAAAAAUAAAGUCGACUUACGGAGUAAUCAAAGAUUGGGAAGGAGAUCCAUGCAUCCCAAGGGCAUACCCUUGGAGUGGUGUAGGUUGCAGCAAUGAGUCAACCCCAAGAAUCAUAUCACUGAACUUGUCAUCGAGCGGUCUGACAGGUGAUAUAACUCCAGACAUAUCCAGUCUAACAGCCUUACAAAUUUUGGACUUGUCAAACAAUAGCUUAGCAGGAAAACUGCCCGAUUCUCUAUCCAAAUUGUCAAACCUCACAGUCUUAAAAUUGGAGAACAACAAUCUCUCGUGUCCAAUUCCACUUGAACUCAUAAGAAGAUUCAACGAUAGUUCACUAUCAUUAAGUAUGAAAGGUAAUCCAAAUAUAGGAGCAGUUGAAUGCACCGGGGAGGAGAAAGAAGUGGAGAAGGAGAAGGAAAAAAAUAACAAGUUUGUCAUUCCAAUAGUAGCAUCAGUUGGUGGCCUGCUUGUGAUUGUCAUAACUGCAGGGGUUGUCUUUUGGAUUGCUAGAUCAAAAAGGAAACAGAAAGGUAAAGAUGUCGCGGAGGUGGAUCGUCCAGAAAGCAACAUUUUGGGUGGCAGUUAUUUGGAAACCAGAAGAAAGCCGUUUACUUAUUCUGAAAUUGUGAGAAUGACCAACAAUUUUGCGAGGAUUCUUGGCAGAGGCCGUUUUGGAGCGGUUUACCAUGGGUUGGUUGAUGAUAUCCAAGUGGCUGUGAAGAUGCUAGCUCCAUCUGCCAUACAAGGCCACGAUCAAUUUAAAGCAGAGGUUACAGUUCUUCUCAAAGUUCAACACAGAAACUUGACAAGUCUUGUAGGAUAUUUGAACGAAGGAACUCACCUUGGUCUCGUUUAUGAGUACAUGGCCAAUGGAAGUUUAGCACAGCGCCUUUCUGAGAUAAGUUCACGUGUCUUAAGUUGGGAAGAUAGACUCCGAAUAGCAAUGGAUGCAGCACAAGGACUAGAGUACCUGCAUGAUGGUUGUAAGCCACCAAUAAUCCAUGGAGAUGUGAAGGCAGCAAACAUCUUGCUAACUGAAAAUUUACAAGCUAAAAUUUCUGACUUUGGCCUUUCGAAGAGCCACCCAACAGAUGAUAAGGCCAGUUACCUCGACCCAGAGUACAAAACAUUAAACAGGUUGAGUGCAAAAAGUGAUGUGUACAGUUUCGGCAUUACCCUGUUGGAGAUAGUGAGUUGCAGACCAGCGAUAUCAAAAUCCCAAGGCAAGGAUUCGGUCCAUAUAGUCAAAUGGGUCGGCUCCAGGUUAGCUCAAGGUGACACUCAAAGUAUAGCAGACCCAAGAUUGAAAGGAGAAUAUAACAUAACCUCUGUCCAGAAAGCGGUGGAAAUAGCAAUGGCUUGUGUAGCGGUGAACUCCAUUAGAAGGCCAACAAUGGGUCAAGUGGUGGCAGAACUGAAAGUUUGCUUGGCCACAGAACUGGAUCGAACGCCGGAGAGUCAUCCCCCGAAUUCAACAGAUUACACUGACAUGACAUCCAUCUACAGGGUUUUGCCUGCUCAAUCGGGACCCAUGGCCAGGUGAAGUUUGGACCGGAUCCUCGUAACAUCCUCUUCCCUCUGUUUUUCUCGAUUUCUCUGUAUUUUUUGCGGCGAGUGGCUCAAAACUUGGCAUGUUCAUAUUUCUCGGCCUUAAAAUGCUUUAUAAUAUACUAUGAAUUUUAAUAUGCAACGGUAUAUACUAGUUAUCGUUGA
Messenger RNA from Momordica charantia (bitter melon), 2865 nucleotides. Lineage: Eukaryota; Viridiplantae; Streptophyta; Magnoliopsida; Cucurbitales; Cucurbitaceae. The record is from RefSeq and is a predicted model, not a curated record.